AUGGGCUGUGCUUACGGGAGCGUCUUGGCGUCCUUAGGACGCACAGGUGAGCUGUGCGAGAGCGUCUUGGUGUCCUUAGGACGCACAGUAGUGCGAGAGCGUCUUGGUGUCCUUAGGACGCGCAUUGCUCUGUGUUGUGGCGUGGUUUUUUGCACUUCGAUAGAUGAAGAGUGUGAGAACAAAUGCAAUACUCUCACCAUUAGCACCAAGUGCCAUACAAGCACCGUAUCCUCGAGCGCCAAGCCAGUUUUUCCGUCAGCCCUUCUGUGCGAUCACUUGUAUCGCUAUGACGAAGUCGACCUGGAUGAAAUGCUACUUGCAGCCAAAUUGCGUGACAGCUCGUUCAGUAUUGAUGCGGAAACACUUGUCGGCAACGCUUUGGUUGACAUCCAGAUCGACUAUUAUUCGGUCUUCAACUGA
Messenger RNA from Phytophthora infestans T30-4, 420 nucleotides. RefSeq lists its product as uncharacterized. The transcript is spliced from 7 exons. NCBI's taxonomy places the organism in Eukaryota, Oomycota, Peronosporomycetes, Peronosporales, Peronosporaceae. The record is from RefSeq and is a predicted model, not a curated record. The coding region runs from base 1 to 420 and encodes 139 amino acids.